This is a messenger RNA of Zerene cesonia (dogface butterfly), 891 nucleotides long. RefSeq names its product lipase 3-like. The coding region runs from base 1 to 891 and encodes 296 amino acids. The record is from RefSeq and is a predicted model, not a curated record. NCBI's taxonomy places the organism in Eukaryota, Metazoa, Arthropoda, Insecta, Lepidoptera, Pieridae. The transcript has 2 exons.
AUGAGGGCCUGCUUGUUCCUCCUCGCCAUCGUCGGCGCGUGCAGCGCCAACAUCCUCCGCCACCAGUUCUACCCUCAAAUGGACCUGGUCUUCCAACCCUUGGACACCGAGCUUCCAUUCAGACGUCCAGUGGACAGCCAAGAAAGAUACAUCUACGAAGACAACAGCGACUACCCAGCCCCACGCGUCGUCUCUAAGGAAUUCUCGUCACCCUUUUUCAGUAAGGUCAUCCGUGAAGAAAUCCCCAAAUACGGAGAUUCUGUCGCCUGGAAGGCUCCAAUGGUUUAUAUGACAAACGCGCGCAGCCCCUUCGUCCGCAUGAUCGCACCCAACAGCCCAUUUUUCGAAACUCUCCAGAAGCAAUUGGGUUACGGCGAAUUCAGGCUGCCCAAGGAGCUGAUCCACACCAUCGGCGGUGACAUGUGCGAGAAGCAAGUAGGCUGCAAAUACUUGUGCUCCAACGUAAACUUCGUUGUCUCAGGUUUGAACCCAUUGAACAUGGACGUCGAUUUGAUCCACGAAAUCGUGUCCCACUUGCCCGCGGGAGCUUCAACCCGCCAGAUGAAGCAUUACGGUCAAGCUUUAUCAUCAGAUGAAUUCAGGAAGUACGAUUACGGUAUCGACACCAACACUGCAGUGUACGGCACGACUGCGCCACCCAAAUACAACAUGACUGAAGUUAAGGUGCCAGUAGCCAUUUACUGGAGUGAAGAUGACUGGUUGGCGCAUCCUAUGGAUGUCGAGAGGCUGCACAGAGAGCUGCCAGACGUGAGAGACUACUACAAGGUCCCAGAAGAACACUUCACCCACAUGGACUUCCAGUUCUCCCGCAGAGCCCCCGUCGUCAUCAAUCAGAGAUUAGUAGAAUCCAUCAAAAAUAGACACUACUAA